Emericellopsis cladophorae is the source of this 1977-nucleotide messenger RNA. Its product is annotated as Serine/threonine-protein kinase-like protein. Gene Ontology annotation, molecular function: protein kinase activity; ATP binding. Gene Ontology annotation, biological process: protein phosphorylation. The record is from RefSeq and is a predicted model, not a curated record. Lineage: Eukaryota; Fungi; Ascomycota; Sordariomycetes; Hypocreales; Bionectriaceae. Bases 1 to 1977 code for a protein of 658 amino acids. The transcript is spliced from 3 exons.
AUGGCGAGCGAGGAGAGCGAGGCCAUGGACCCGCAGCAGCUGUACACGAAAGAGUACUGCAUUGGCGGGGGUAGCUUUGGCAAGGUUUACAAAGGCGUCGAUAAACGGACCGGCCAAGCUGUCGCCAUCAAGAUUAUCGAUAUUGAAAGCGCAGAAGACGAGGUCGAGGAUAUUAUCCAAGAGAUCGCCAUAUUGUCCGAACUUCAAUCGCCAUACGUAACAAAAUACCAUGGUUCAUACGCACGUGGCGCCGAGCUAUGGAUUGUGAUGGAGUUUUGCUCGGGAGGGAGCUGCGCCGAUCUGAUGAAACCUGGCAAUAUUGGGGAGGACUACAUUGCGAUCAUUGUGAGGGAGCUUCUCAUGGGCCUGGAGUAUCUCCACUCGGACAAGAAGCUCCAUCGCGACAUCAAGGCUGCCAACGUGCUGCUCGCGUCCACAGGUCAGGUCAAGCUCGCCGACUUUGGCGUUUCGGGCCAGCUUUCAGCGACAAUGACGAAAAAAAACACUUUUGUCGGAACUCCCUUUUGGAUGGCGCCCGAGGUCAUUAAGCAGUCAGGGUACGAUCACAAGGCUGACAUUUGGUCAUUGGGUAUCACAGCCUUGGAACUGGCAAACGGCGAGCCGCCAUAUGCGGACAUACACCCCAUGAAGGUGCUUUUCCUCAUCCCCAAGAAUCCACCCCCACGGCUAGAAGGCAACUUUACAAAGGCAUUCAAGGAUUUCAUCGAGCUGUGCUUGCAACGUGACCCCAAGGAUCGGCCUACAGCGAAGGAUCUACUACGGCAUCCUUUUAUUAGAAGGGCGAAGAAGACAACAUACCUCACCGAGCUGAUAGAGCGUCACACGCGGUGGGCAGCGACGCAUAAGAAUGACGAAAACGACGAGAACGAUGAGUAUCACAACCAAGCUUCCGUCCAGCCCGAGAGACUGAACGAGGACAUGUGGGACUUUGGCACUGUCAAGCUGGUUGGAGACAAAGGUGGCCUCUUCCACCGGCCGGGGCUCAAUCCACUGAACGAGAACGGCACAAACGCGCGAUCGUCGCGCACCCCGGAAAGUGCGGAUGAUUAUGGCGAGAGGCGGCGUGAGCCGAGUCCCAUCAAGAAUAGGGACUUUGCGCUUCAGCCCAAUGACACCCUCAAGGCGGGUAGCAAUACGGGAACAUCGCGGCAGACGAGCCCUGUGCGGAAGCCUGUGCCCGCCCAAAUGUCACCGACAAAGGUGCCCUUGCCAGCUAGUCCGGCCAAGCCACGAGAAGAUGCCAUGGAGACACCACGACCCCACAAAUACGCACCACCCAUGCUUCAAGCGUCCCCAGACUACGACCGAGAGCUUCAGGCACAGCUGCAGAGGGACAUGGGGAUGAUCAACCUAAAUCUGGCUCCGUCGCUGCGUGGGGAGAAUUCGCAAACACCAACGCCUGAGAAGCCCCAACCACCUCCACAUCAGUCACAGGCCAGUUCGCCAACUGCUCAUGCUCCCUCGCUGAGCUUGCAAGAGAUACCGCCGUUUAGAGGUGCAUCACCAGCGCCGCAGCGUGUGCCAUCACAGUCCAUGCCGAGAGCAACACCCAUUCCUCAGACUUCUGUCGCGCAAAAGCCGCUACCGAUGCCCGAGAUAUCAACGACGCCAAACUCGUUCCCCACACCCGCGCCUGCGAAUCCUAAUGGCGAGCUGGAUGCGCUGAAUGAUGUCAUGUUCCCGGCUCUAGAGGAGGCUCUGAAGCGGCGCCAGAUUCGCGUGCAACAGCUGUGUCCUCCAGGGCAAGCGCAGACUCCUGAGCAGCAACGCGCCGAAGCUGCGCACGAGAGGGUGCGGAAGCUGGUCUUUAAGCUGGCGCAUGUGUGCAAGGAAAUUGACCACUAUGAUAAGGCGGAACCUGUGGGCAUGGGUCGAGAGGUUGGCAGCUUUCUCGAGGGUCUCCUGGAGGAGAUACUGGUCCGAGUUGAGCCGCUCGAUGAAGAGGAUAUGCAAUGA